Messenger RNA from Aspergillus wentii DTO 134E9, 498 nucleotides. RefSeq lists its product as uncharacterized. The record is from RefSeq and is a predicted model, not a curated record. NCBI's taxonomy places the organism in Eukaryota, Fungi, Ascomycota, Eurotiomycetes, Eurotiales, Aspergillaceae. The transcript is spliced from 2 exons. Bases 1 to 498 code for a protein of 165 amino acids.
AUGUCGAACAUUACCACUACUCUGGUUGGAGCUGCUACAAAGCUGAUAGAGACGAUCAAUAUCGAUAUCCAGUUGGUUAUAAUGAUGGUAACCUUUGCAUGGUCCCCUCUGGGGGUUGAAUGGAUGCGCCAGCGAGCGCGGCUGGGCUUCAUCAUCUCGCAUCCCUCACAAAUCCCAGCAACGUUAUGCACAUGCUGCUGGUGUCGUCUCUGGAUAUUCAUAGCAGCAAAUCCAGUCAACCCAUGGGCCAGGCCGGCCAUGAUCGAUGCAUCAGUUCAAGUGAAUAUACCGUUACCAAAUGGCGAGGAAAGAGCCACCAUGAUACUCCAAGCUGUAAUUGCAGAAGCUAGUGAGGCAUACUAUCUGCCGUCAGACUCUCCAACUUCUUCUCGGUCUCAAUCGCCCUCAGUCUCAUCAGAUCGCCCUACAAAUCUGGCUCAUAAGCCAGUAGUCCCGCCCCGACAGCGCACUCAGGUUAUCCAGUUAGUCAAGUACUAG